UUGGGUUAAGACGGGUUGGGUUAACACGGGAUUAGGUAAGGGCUAGGUUAGGUAAGGACGGGUUAGGUAAAGAUGGGUUAGGUUAAGACCGGUUGGGUCAAGACGGGUUAGGGUUAACCGGCUGCCACAAACUCAAUUUAACUUAAUCACAAACUUACAUCACUUUGUUUCCCCUGUGUUAGAAAGCAAAAAAAAUAAAAAAAAAUAAAUCAACAAAUAAUCCUGAGAUUUAAAUAAUCAGAAUAAAAUCUGGAGAUGAAAAACAGGAAGUGAGAGAAUGGCCGCUGAGGAGACGGAGAUAAAAACAUCAGUGUUGCUUCAUCAGAAAAAACAAGAGACAUGGACAUUUCCAGAGAAGACACAACUUUUUAAAUUUCCACUGACUCAGCACCACACCCACCAAAGUCAGGGGGGGAGGAGUCAAACAUGUAAUAAUUAAAUAAAUUCAUAAUUUAGUAAUCACUAAAACAAAAAACAUUCAUAAAAAGAAAAUCAAAUGAUUAAAUCCAGAAGAAGGCAACAGUGUUAACAGUUGACUUUGACUUAACUGUGCAACGAUACAACCUUUUACUCUCACACUCAGCCUGAGCUGGAUUAAAGAGCUUCACCACAUAUUCAGAUUAUGUCACUUAAUCUGAUGACAAAUAAUCAUCACAUCACAUAACAAUAUCAAAGUGUAUCAUUAUGAACCUUAAUCUAAAGAAAAUGGUUUCAAAACUGAGAAAGACAUUUCUUAAUCUCAAACCUGAGGCUUGAUAACAAACAAUGAGUGAUGUCAGCAAAGGUCAAAGAGCAUCAGCGUCAAAGACUUUGAAGAAUUUGUAAGGAAAGAGGAGACAACACACACUUGAUGAUGUUUCCCUCAUGUUAUUCCUAUCUUUGUCAUCAGUGUUUCUGUGCAUAUAUAAAGGUUCACUAACCCAACAUAACUGACCUAACCUGACCCUAAUCCUAACCCAGAGACGAGAAGAAUAAAAUCACAAGAUUUAGCCUCUUGUGUUCAGUGUUAUUUGAUCAAAUCAGGCCUGAGGUUUUCCCUUGUGCUUGAUUGAUGAAAACAUUCUCAGGCAUGUAAAAUGUCAAGUGUUCACUACAAGUUUUCUUCCAAACUGGAUGAAAAGAUUGUGACUUUUGAUGGGCUUCAUAUCACCCUCAAAGAGCUUAAACGGCAGAUUAUGAGCCAGGAGCGCCUCAAGGCAACAAACUGCAACCUACAGAUCAGAGAUGCACAGACUGGAGAAGAAUUUACUGAUGAGGAAACACAAAUCUCUAAAAACUCAUCUGUGAUUGUCUGUCGCACGCCAACAUUUGAGGGAAAACCUGCUGGAGGGAAGUCGACUGUUGUUUGUUCCCGUAGAAGUCGUUGUGAAAAUGCUGCGGUGGAAUCUUCCAGAACUGCUGAUUCUUCCCCCUUUGUGUCACUGGCCCGACUUGCCAAGACUGCUAAUCUGGUGGCUGCAGAUGCAUCAGAGGAAGACAAGAUUAAAGCAAUGAUGUUUCAGUCUAACAUUCAAUAUGAUACUUCACAUUUCACUGAAAAGGCAUUUGGACCUCCACCUGCUAACUAUAUUUGCUUCCGCUGUCUAAAGACUGGUCACCACAUUCGGCAAUGCCCCAUGGUGAUGGCCCAGGAUAAAAGUGUUAAAGGUCCAAAGAAGGUAAAGACCAGUAAGGGUAUUCCUCGGAGCUUCUUACUGAAGGUCACACCAGGAACCAAAGGAGCCAUGUUAACCAGCACUGGAGAAUAUGUGAUACCUGCAAUAAAUGCGGAAGCAUAUGCACAAGAAAAGAAGGAGCGUCCUCCCUUUGUUCCAGAUGAAAAAUCAUCAUCAAAGGAUGACUCCAAACCAGUUCCUUACAAACUCCUCUGUCCACUGUGCAAUGACCUGGUGACAGAUGCUGUGGUCACACCGUGCUGUGGAAAUGCUUGCUGUGAUGAAUGUAUCCGGAAUGCUUUGUUGGACUCAGAGGAGCACAUCUGCUUCAUAUGCAAGCAGUCAAAUGUUUCACCUGAUGAUCUGAUUGCCAACGAAUUUCUUCGACAGACUGUAGACAACUAUAAGAAUGAAACAGGAUACAUGGAACACACACACCAGCAAGUCCAACAUGCAGCUCUGGAGACACUUCACCCUCUGUCAAUCAGUCUUCCAUACUCAGGACAACAGGACCCACUUGUGGACAGUGUCCCGCCUCCUCAACCACAGGUCCUGCUGCCUUUAACUUCUCCUGAUGGUUCUCACAUAACUGCAGACACUGCUCAAGAUGUUCCAGUAUUGUUAACAGUUGCUAUUUAUCAUCAUUCUCCUGAGGACUCCACCAGCCAGGCUGAACCACUGCUAGCAUGUAAAACAGAUCCAGAACCUUGUGUAACAACAGACUCUGAAGAAACAUCAGAGAGUGGAGCACCUGUUUACCAUUUACCUGUUAUUGGUCAACACCCAGCCACAAGGCCACCUCAUCCAUCAGGUCACCAGUUGAGACUCCAGCACUGUUACAGACACUGGAAGAGGUCCAACAGAAGGAGAGGAGAGUCUCUACUCACCCACCUCCAGACAGCUCCGCCUCAGGCACCAGCUCUUCCAGUCUACCCGUCUCUGUACCAGCCCCCACCACAGUCCUACCCCCCACCAUAUCCCCAGCCCCACACCUCCUGCCCCGGCUUCAUCGCUCCACCUACAUUAUGUUAUCAAACAAACACCAUUUAUGCUGCUGGACCACAAGGGUUCCAUCCACCCUGGAUGGCUCCCGGAUCUCAGACUCCUCGAGUCCAUCUUACACCCUCCUUCUCUCAGGAAGAUUUCUUCAGACAGCAGCACAGACAGGACAAAGUUAAUACAGAAUUUACUAUCGACUAUCACAAAGAACUCAUGGAGUACAAAAAUAUACAAAAAAGACGAAGACGGUCUUCUUCCAGAUCACGGUCAAACAGUCACUCUCCUUUAAGCUGUUCUUACACUCACUCCAAAUCCAGAUCGAGAUCCAGGUCUUAUUCCCGCUCCCCACACUCCAGACUCAGAUAUGAAGGAUCACGAAUAAGAUCCCGCUCCCGGUCUGACGAGUAUCGGUUAUCUGGCUCACCAUUGUCUCCUCCCUCCUAUUAUUGGGAUGGAAGCUGGGAGAGAGCAGAAGGAGCAGGAACCUACAGAUGGAGGCCACAGUCUCGCUCCCCUGGUUCCUACUGGAGCUGCAGCCACAGCGGAUGGAAGGCGCCUCUUCAUGGGCAAGUGCUGUAUAAACUACAAGGACCAAGUGUAGAAAGCGAGGAGCACUCGGAGAGAGAAAGAUUCCAACAAUGGGAAAGGAACACAGACUGGUAUGACAUACACUACAAUGGCUUUGACAAUCAAAACCCUUCUCUACAUUACAAAGAUCGUGACAAGAGUCGAGGCAAGAGGAGAGAUUACUCCUCCCAGGAGAGAGGAAGAAGAGAGAGAGAAGAGAGAGGAGCCCCCCCUCAUCAUCCUCCCUUCCCUUUGUCAUCAGGAAAUAAGUCUCACUCUAAAGCCCAGAAAAUAAGGAAAUUAAAAAAGAGAAAAGCUAGAAUGGAACCAGAACCAGAACUAUCACAUCCGUCAACAGACAAAGUGAAUGCUUCUUAUGUUAGGGAUAUAAUCUCUUCCCCUUCCAACUUCUCCAAAUCUCUAUCACAAAGUGCUUUCUCACCCAAGGCUUCAGCAAAGACUCAGUCUGACAAGACUCUGGGGGACAAUGAUAAGAAGUUACGUGUUAAAGUGAAGACAGUGAGUGUGAAGGUAAAAAAAAGGACAGGAGAAAAAAAAGAAAGAAAAGACUCCUCCUUUUCCUCUCCUGUCACUAAACCACUGAAGACCAUGAAAGCCAAACCAGAAGAUGCUUUGAGCUCAACGACCCUUAAACAGAAGAACCUUAAAAGUUCUACAGUUAGGUCUGUUCUGCUUAAGACCUCACCAAUGUCCUCCCACAACCUGCCUCUACCUCAUCCUUCUGUACCUUCUGACAUUCAAGGAAGAAGAGAUCUUCCACCAAGCAGUGGUCUCCUUUCCAACCGCCAUCAACAUGAACCGCCACUGCAUAAUCAAACUCCCUCUCUCGUGAACAGGUGGAAGAGGAAGGGAGAGGAGGGCGGCUCUUUAUCGAAGCCUCCUGGAAAGUGGAGGAGGAUUAGCGAGCUUGGUGCUGAUGUCUUUUCUCACCAGCUGCUGCUCCACAGACUCCGGCGAUCAUCAGACAGACCAGGUCUUCUUCCUCUUCCAGGAAGCAGUGACAUGAGCCAGGGAGAUGCGGAUCGAGAAGCCAUCAGACCAAUGCCGGACCUGCCAACGCCACCCACCCAAAGGAGGAUAAAGUUGACCAGAAAUGUGGUGAGAAGAAGCACAGAGACACCAGUCUCAGAGAGGGAACCAUCAACUCCUUAGAAGGCUGCAUUCAUCUUCCAACUUUUCUGAAGGAGACAGAACCAGUAGCAAAAGAGAUGAAAGAAGGGAACCGUCUGCAUCUGCUGAUGGGGGAGUCUGUCUUUAGAGACCAGAGCUAUGGA
Messenger RNA from Solea solea (common sole), 4516 nucleotides. RefSeq names its product E3 ubiquitin-protein ligase RBBP6-like. Gene Ontology annotation, cellular component: nucleus. The coding region runs from base 1077 to 4394 and encodes 1105 amino acids. Gene Ontology annotation, molecular function: ubiquitin protein ligase activity; zinc ion binding; nucleic acid binding. NCBI's taxonomy places the organism in Eukaryota, Metazoa, Chordata, Actinopteri, Pleuronectiformes, Soleidae. The transcript is spliced from 17 exons. The record is from RefSeq and is a predicted model, not a curated record. Gene Ontology annotation, biological process: protein ubiquitination; ubiquitin-dependent protein catabolic process; mRNA processing.